Messenger RNA from Elgaria multicarinata webbii, 1680 nucleotides. RefSeq names its product GDNF family receptor alpha like (gene GFRAL). Gene Ontology annotation, molecular function: signaling receptor activity. Gene Ontology annotation, biological process: nervous system development. The record is from RefSeq and is a predicted model, not a curated record. Gene Ontology annotation, cellular component: external side of plasma membrane; signaling receptor complex. Lineage: Eukaryota; Metazoa; Chordata; Lepidosauria; Squamata; Anguidae.
UCCUGUGCGCAGCGUGCAUAUCUAGAAGCGCCUCUCGCGAUGAGCUCCAUUCUGCUCACCAUAGGUAUAGUGCUGGUGCUACAUUCCAUGAAUGCAUCUAGUUUCCACUCCCAGAUCUCCAAGUGUCAACAAUUAAGAGAGAGAUGUCUGGUUGAAAAAAAUGGAUGUGGAAGUGUCUGGAAUUUACUUGAAGAAAAUUGUUACAUUUCAGGUAACAGCUGCACAGUGAAAGAAUCAACUAACUGUAAUAAAAGCAUCCAGUUCUUACUUGACCAGUUUCCAGAAUUUAAAGACUGCAUCUGCACAAAAGAUAAUUGCAGCAUCAAAAUGCUGUUUGGCACGCAAUGUUUUGCCAAUAAAGGGAAAUCAGUGCCUUCGUCAAACACUGAUGUUCAGUUAAAAUCCCCACAUCAGAAAAUAUUGCAAGACAUGGUGCGUGCAGGCAUACCUGGAAAUGACUGUUCUCUUGCAAAGGAAACCUGUCGAGGAGAUGAUGCCUGUUUCACGCAGUAUAAGAUAUUCCAGAGAGUAUGCCGAGCUGAGGUAGCCAAAUGUAGUCUCCAAAUGGUGGCGCAAGAAUGCUUCACCGCAUGGAAGGAGCUCACAAAAACCGUCAUGGGGAGCUGCACCUGCCGAUACCCAAUGCAGAAAAGAUGCACGAAAAUAUGGAAAAAUAUCUUUAACAACACAUGCUUGCAGCACAUGCAGGAAUAUCAAACCUCUGCCAUUAGUAAGAAAACCUAUUCAGGGGAAGGAACUCAAGGCCACAAUGCAGAUCAGAUGAAAAUAAAGUCACAGUGGAAAUUAUCAGCUCUUUCAAACUACGAAUACAAGCCUCAGCGAUCCUGCUUCGAAGUCAACGUGGAAUGUGUUGAUGAUGAAGUCUGCAACAGACAACUAGCGUUGUAUCUUCAGGUUUGCCGAGUGGAUGGAAAACAGUGUGAUGUGAACCACUGCCAAGCAGCACUGCAGUUCUUCUAUGAAAACAUGCCUUUUAACGUUGCCCAGAUGUUGACAUUUUGCGAUUGCAUGGAGUCGGAUGAAAAUUGCCACAAGGCAAAACGCAUCCUUCAUGGCAAACCAUGUGCAGUCAACAUGGUCCCACCGCCUUCAUGUCUCAAUGUAAUCCACACAUGCCAAGCAAAUGAUCUCUGCUGGGACAAAUAUGAGAUGUUUACAUCAAAGUGUUUAACACAAACCAGCCAGUCGUGCCUUGAAGAUAAAGCCUGCCUAGAAUCUUUGGAUACAAAUGAUCUUAUUUGCUCCGACAGUGCUGAAUGCAGAGCUGCGUAUAUAGGACUACGGGGCUCUCGCCUUCAGGUUGAGUGUACCUGUGACACCACCUCACUGGCUCAACAGCCUGUGUGCCAGAGGUUCCACCACAUACUCCACAGCAAUUCCUGCUUCAGUCAGAUAGGUGGAAAGGCUGAGCCUUACUCAGUGCAUAUACAUCUACCUGGGGAAAUACUUCCCGCAACUGGCGAGCAGUCUUUUGUUUAUGAUGACACAUUCACCAUCAUUAUAUAUGUCGCUUGCAUAAUCCUUAUCCUGGGAAUAAUCCUGUUGGCUUUGUUAAAGACCAGAGCUUGUACGAAUGCUUAUCAGGCCAAGGCAGCUUCGCCAGCCCAUUUAUCUGAGAAACUUAUGAUACCUCCAGCCAUGGAUCAUCAACGGUGCUGA